GCUCUGCCAGGUGCAGUCGCCUCCUCCGUGGCAAAUAGUCCUCGGGGGCGUCUGGAUUCUUGGAUCUAGGAGAGGAGAGGCACAAGAAGUUGAAGUUAGAAGGUGCGGAAUCGAUAGAGAGAGAAGGCUAGGAACCCGAAGUUUAUGCGAUAGUGUGGGGAGUUAGUUAAAAACUCCCUUCCUUCUAAGGAUCCCUCCGCCUGCAGUAGCGGUGGUGAGGCCGAGGGAGCCGCCAUUUUGGAUGUUCGGUUCCUGCUGCCACUGCUGCCGCCGCCCCCGGAGCUGCUGGUUUCAUUCUAGGUUUCGGGCCGAGGAUGCCAGCCCCCAUCAGAUUGCGGGAGCUUAUCCGGACCAUCCGGACAGCCCGAACCCAAGCUGAAGAACGAGAAAUGAUCCAGAAAGAGUGUGCUGCAAUACGGUCAUCUUUUAGAGAAGAAGAUAAUACAUACCGGUGUCGGAAUGUGGCAAAACUGCUGUAUAUGCACAUGCUGGGCUACCCUGCUCACUUUGGACAGUUGGAGUGCCUCAAGCUUAUUGCCUCUCAGAAAUUCACAGACAAACGUAUUGGCUAUUUAGGGGCAAUGCUACUGUUAGACGAAAGGCAGGAUGUCCAUCUUCUCAUGACCAACUGUAUCAAGAAUGAUCUUAAUCAUAGCACGCAGUUUGUACAGGGGCUAGCACUCUGUACCCUUGGCUGCAUGGGCUCCUCGGAGAUGUGCAGAGACCUUGCAGGAGAGGUAGAGAAACUCUUGAAAACCUCCAACUCUUACUUGAGAAAAAAGGCAGCACUGUGUGCUGUUCAUGUCAUCAGGAAGGUUCCUGAACUUAUGGAGAUGUUUUUACCAGCAACAAAAAAUUUAUUGAAUGAGAAGAACCAUGGUGUCCUACACACAUCUGUGGUCCUCCUCACAGAAAUGUGUGAGCGAAGCCCAGACAUGCUUGCACAUUUUAGAAAGAAUGAAAAGCUUGUGCCCCAACUAGUCCGAAUUCUGAAGAACCUCAUCAUGUCCGGAUAUUCACCAGAACAUGAUGUUUCUGGUAUCAGUGACCCUUUUUUGCAGGUACGAAUUUUGCGGUUAUUAAGAAUUUUAGGACGAAAUGAUGAUGACUCAAGUGAAGCUAUGAAUGAUAUAUUAGCACAGGUUGCCACUAAUACAGAGACUAGUAAAAACGUAGGAAAUGCUAUUCUUUAUGAAACAGUUUUGACUAUCAUGGAUAUUAAGUCAGAGAGUGGACUGCGAGUCCUAGCCAUAAAUAUCCUGGGUCGUUUCUUAUUGAACAAUGACAAGAAUAUUAGGUAUGUAGCUCUCACAUCUUUAUUGAAAACUGUGCAGACAGAUCAUAAUGCAGUACAGAGGCACCGAAGCACGAUCGUGGACUGUCUAAAAGAUUUGGAUGUCUCAAUAAAACGGCGUGCAAUGGAAUUAAGUUUUGCCCUGGUGAAUGGGAAUAAUAUCCGAGGCAUGAUGAAGGAAUUACUUUAUUUUCUGGAUUCAUGUGAGCCAGAAUUUAAAGCAGACUGUGCAUCUGGAAUUUUUCUUGCUGCAGAAAAGUAUGCACCUUCAAAACGGUGGCAUAUAGACACAAUUAUGCGUGUUUUAACAACGGCAGGAAGUUAUGUUCGUGACGAUGCAGUCCCCAAUCUGAUCCAGUUGAUAACCAACAGUGUGGAGAUACAUGCCUAUACUGUCCAGCGCUUAUACAAAGCAAUUCUUGGUGAUUAUUCUCAACAACCUUUGGUACAAGUGGCUGCAUGGUGUAUAGGUGAAUAUGGAGAUCUUCUUGUAUCUGGCCAGUGUGAAGAGGAAGAGCCUAUUCAGGUAACAGAGGAUGAAGUUUUGGAUAUUUUAGAGAGUGUUCUAAUCUCUAAUAUGUCCACCUCUGUGACACGGGGUUAUGCCCUCACUGCCAUUAUGAAGCUUUCUACUCGAUUCACCUGUACUGUAAACCGAAUAAAGAAAGUGGUUUCUAUCUAUGGAAGCAGCAUUGAUGUGGAACUCCAGCAGAGGGCAGUAGAAUAUAAUGCUCUUUUCAAGAAAUAUGACCAUAUGAGGUCUGCACUGCUUGAGAGAAUGCCAGUCAUGGAAAAAGUGACCACAAAUGGCCCUACUGAGAUUGUACAGACAAAUGGAGAGACAGAACCAGCUCCACUAGAGACCAAACCACCACCCUCUGUGCCACAGCCCAGCAGCCAGGCCAAUGAUUUAUUGGAUUUGUUGGGAGGAAAUGACAUAACACCUGUUAUUCCAACUGCACCUACAAGCAAACCUGGUUCUGCUGGUGGAGAACUUCUUGAUUUGCUUGGAGACAUCAACCUUACAGGUGCUCCAGCUGCUGCUCCUGCCCCUGCCUCAGUCCCACAGAUAUCGCAGCCCCCCUUCUUAUUGGAUGGGCUUUCAUCACAGCCUCUCUUCAAUGACAUCGCUUCAGGCAUCCCCUCCAUCACCGCAUACAGUAAGAAUGGCUUGAAGAUAGAAUUCACCUUUGAACGGUCAAACACCAACCCCAGUGUCACAGUGAUAACGAUACAGGCCUCAAACAGCACAGAGCUAGACAUGACGGACUUUGUUUUCCAGGCUGCAGUACCAAAGACAUUCCAGCUGCAGCUUCUGUCUCCUAGCAGCAGCAUUGUCCCAGCAUUUAAUACGGGGACCAUCACACAAGUCAUAAAAGUCCUGAACCCUCAGAAGCAACAGCUGCGAAUGCGGAUCAAGCUCACAUAUAAUCACAAAGGCUCAGCCAUGCAAGAUCUAGCAGAGGUGAACAACUUUCCCCCUCAGUCCUGGCAAUGAGGGUCUGGUACCAUUCUCAUUCUUACCCUACUCAAUCAAAGGAACUCUGGGAAGGAGGUUGUGAUCGCUGGCAAGUCCCCCCCAACCGUACCGUGGGCAUGAGGAGCCGAAGAGCCUGUUGAGGAGGAUUUUCCUAAAGUUAUUGCUGACCUUGAAGCAUCAUUAAAGACUAAUCUCCUCUCCUCCACUGUUGAGGCUGGCUGCUUCUGGAAGCUACUUUGCACUCUUCCUCCUCUUCUCCUUUUUCCACACUUCCCCACCCCUCCCAAAUUUACAGCCAGAAUCAACAUUCCCUGGGGCCCUGAGGAAAUAAGCAGCUGGUCUGGAGGAGAGACUGGAAUUCAUGGCAAGAAAACACUCACUCUGUCUCUGCAGCAAAGAGUUGCCCCUUCUUUCUACUGUUGUUUCUCUGUGGACUGGGUGAGGUGGGGUAUUUAUUCCUCACUAGCUGGGUUACCAUCUUCAGGCGCUUUUUACAUCUGGCAUUCAGAAUGGAAAUGUAACAAUGGACAUUAGGGAGCCCUGCCUUUUUCUACUGGUGCCCCCAAUGUUUGAAAGAGGCGUUAGGCUCCUGGUAGCCUUUUCUGUGCAUUGCUGUAUACACACAGACACACACAUGUAUGUAUGUUUGUUACCAGGAACUGGUCAGACUUGGAGAGGUUAUUUGUAAACACUGGACAGAUGCAGUGAAAAAGAGCUUUGUUGACAUUUGGCUUGAAGGAUAUGGUGCUCUAUUUGUAAUCACAACUUCCCAAGGCUCUUCCAGCUUCCCCUUCCCACCAUUCUUUAGCUGUAGUCAUGAAUACGCUCUAUGAUUUUAAAAAUUGAUUCCCCUUAAAGUGCAAAGUGGAUACCUUUGAAAAGAUAAAUUGUUAAAAACGCUCUGUUCCUUGCACACAUUUAAAACAUUUCUCCUAAGCCCAUAACUUGCCUGUUGAAUUAUGGUAAAUGGGUGAAAGUGGAGUUCACCAGUUUUAAAGAUCAGACUCUUUAACAAAAGCACCUUUGCCCAUAGGAAGAGUGAGUAUCAAACUCAUCCUAGCGAGUACUGGAGGCAUUUUCUCCAUUACUCCAAACCUCCUUUUUUAUUUCCUGAGCCUGGCUUGGACCUUGGCAUUCCGUUUGAAUUCCUUCUUCUAACUGGAACAUUUGUGUUGUAUCUGUAACACUGGCACUGAAAUAAAGACCACACAGUUAAAGAAAUCUUUCCUAUAUUGUACUUUAUGAUGUUGGAAUGAAGCCUUGUAGCUUCCUGGUCCCGUGUCUGAGGAAGUCCUAGGGACACCAUAGGGCAGGAAUAUACUUUCCUGAGUCUGAGAAAUUGGUCUCUUGAGUCAGACCAUCUCAUAGACAUCUGCAUCAAAGACUUGAGGAACUUUUUACACCAGUAGGAGUGCCGAGUGCUUUUUAGAAAGGGUCCUUGUGUCAUCUAACCCUAAAAUUGAGUUGCUGGAAGAAGGUAGAAAUGACCGUCCUGUGGCACAUAUUGAAUGUACUAUGCACAUUCAAGUAUACAGGCCCAUGUCUUAUGUACUAAAGAAGAAAAAAAAAGUGAGGUCCACCUUGCUCUUAAAAUAUUUGCAAUCAUUACUGUAUUAGGUACAGUAUAAUAACUCCUUUGGCUUUGGUCUUAAACCUGGGUACCAAUACCCACUUUUUUUCUCCAUUCCACCAAGCCUUUACUUAAGGUCGUCAGAGUCUUGUCAAAUCUAGCUCUGUAUCAGAUGCUAGACUAUUCCUAACAUUUGACAAACUUGAGUUGAACUAAAGGCUCCAAAGGGACAACUGUGGUCUUAUUAGUAUAUAAGAGCAAGCUAUGCUAAAAUUUACUCCACUGGGUAAAUGGUUGACUGAGUCAAGAACGGGAUAUUAUCCUUGUGCAUAGUUUUCAGUAAAGUAAGUGUGGACUAGUGUAUAUUUAAGACAACUGUUCUGCCUGUGCAAUGAAAAAUAGCCUUUAAAGGAUUCUUUUCCGACUGAUUUCAUUGGAUGGAUACUUAAUGCUGUGAAACAUGAUAGGAUUAACAUAGUAUUGGUGGAUUUCUUGAAUAGAAUUUUGUCUUAACA
Molecule: messenger RNA, 4859 nt
Organism: Orycteropus afer afer
Lineage: Eukaryota; Metazoa; Chordata; Mammalia; Tubulidentata; Orycteropodidae
Gene: AP1G1
Product: adaptor related protein complex 1 subunit gamma 1
Biological process (GO): receptor-mediated endocytosis; Golgi to vacuole transport; intracellular protein transport
Cellular component (GO): membrane coat; AP-1 adaptor complex; Golgi apparatus
Molecular function (GO): clathrin-cargo adaptor activity
Source: RefSeq, a predicted model, not a curated record